AUUUGUAACUACUCCAUUAUUUCCAAAAAUCAAAUCAAACUGUUUUUCCACACACAAACUCAUGACACUGUGGGUUGACGAUGUUGUAGCACCUUUUCGUUUCUUUAACAAUCCAAUUGAAAUUUCCGAAAAAAUAAUUGAAGUCAAUUUCAGUUUCCAAAAUUAUUGCAAGUAUUUUAGACUGGACAAGCCAAAAUGGGUUUUAACUACGCCUAUACAGCUUUUGAUUUCAUUUCAGUCUCAGCUCUAUCAUUGCUUUUUAUAGUUUUUCCGUCCCAUUUUAACAGUCUAAAGCUGUGUUUGUUUUCUUUUUUAGUUGGCUUUUUCAGAAUUAAAUAAUAAUAAUUGUUCAACUCCAACAUAACUUUUUACUUCUUCCAUACAUUUUUUACAUUCCACCUAUGUCAAUAAUUGCUCCAACGGUGGAUAUUACAUUACAUGUGGGGGAGGCUUUUACAAUGUUGACUUCUCCCAAUACCCACCCACCUCGAUUCAGUGUGUUAAUGGUAGCAAGAAAUUCAAGGCCUGACCUUUUUUCUUUUUUUAAUUUUAUUACACCUCCUGCUACUACUACUACUACUAGUAUCAGUGAGACUCAUGUGAAAAUGACACGAAUGCUAGCUACUAAUAACAAAAUUGAUGAACACAGAAUUGACGAUGAAUUUUAUUUGUUUGACGUCUUGUGUAAUGUGUACCAUAUGCAUUGAAUAUGAACAUCAAUUAAUCAAUAUCAUCUGAACAACAAACAACACGGAAACACGAUUGAUACAACCAAUUAAUAAAAAAAGAAACACAAGUAGCUAGCUAGCAAUUUGUUGAGUCUAAAACUAAUAAACCACUUUGUCCUUCACGUUAAACCAAGUUUCGAGUUUGAACAUGUGUAGAACACCAACAGUCUCAUUUGAAAAAUCAAAAUGUAGGCUCCCAUUUACUCAUUUUCUUUUCUUACUUCUCGUCUCUCAAAAGUCUCACACCAUAUCUUAUGAGAUCUGAUCAAAAUUCAAAACCAAUGUUUGUUUUCGCUACUUAUAAAAAGGUCUCCCCAAAACCAAAAGUCCAAAAACCUCUCCAUAAGAUUUGCACCCAUCAUCCUUCUUGUUUUUCUUUUUGGCAAUUUCUUUUCGAACUUCAAACUCCCAAAUUAAGCCCCCAUCCAAAACAAUGUCCCAGGGAAGAUGCAGUGCAGCAACAAUGGCCACCACAUUCAUGGUGAUGUGCUUGUUCGUGCUUCUUCACUACUCCGACGUAGCUGAAGCAGCCCCGAAGACUUACUACGUGGGUGGAAUAACAAACGGUUGGACCUUCAACGUUCAAUCUUGGAGUAGAGGCAAGCGAUUCGCGGUUGGCGACACCCUAGUUUUCAAGUACAAUCGAUCAUUCCACAAUGUGGUGGCAUUCUACGGGCCUAGAAAUGGAGGAAAUUUUGCGAAAUGCAUCGCUCCAAGGGGUGCUACAGUGCGUCAAACUGGGAGGGACCUAAUCAAGCUGGUCAAAGGACCAAAUUACUUCAUCUGCAGUUAUCCAGGCCAUUGUCAAUCUGGGAUGAAGAUUGCCAUCUUUGUUUGACUUUGAUCUGGGUCGUCCAUCGAUUAUUGACCCACCCCACUUUGACUACUCGACGUAUGUGUCCAAUUUAUAUUUCAUAGUAUUCAAUAAAUCAUUUAGCAAUUAUAUUCAUGUCAGAGUACUCUGCCAAGAGAUAUGAUUGAAAAUGUACUCUACUGUCUUUUGUAGUAGUUUUUCCCCCCCCCCUUAAUAUGUGUGAUGAUAAUUUUGACCAAUUCAAUAUAGGUCAACAAUAAAUUAAUCUUCAAAGUUCAAACGGGUGUGUGUGUGUGUGUGUGCGUGUUUUUUUUUUUGUAAUAAAAAAAUUUAUUUAUAU
Molecule: messenger RNA, 1882 nt
Organism: Oldenlandia corymbosa var. corymbosa
Lineage: Eukaryota; Viridiplantae; Streptophyta; Magnoliopsida; Gentianales; Rubiaceae
Source: the annotation of a GenBank genome assembly